Ochlerotatus camptorhynchus is the source of this 601-nucleotide messenger RNA. It is a transcript of the gene Pmvk, whose product is annotated as Phosphomevalonate kinase. The record is from RefSeq and is a predicted model, not a curated record. The transcript has 2 exons. Gene Ontology annotation, molecular function: phosphomevalonate kinase activity. Gene Ontology annotation, cellular component: cytoplasm. Lineage: Eukaryota; Metazoa; Arthropoda; Insecta; Diptera; Culicidae. The coding region runs from base 44 to 601 and encodes 185 amino acids. Gene Ontology annotation, biological process: cholesterol biosynthetic process; isopentenyl diphosphate biosynthetic process, mevalonate pathway.
ACAAUAUACCUAAAUAAGCUCCAAACCCCCCACCAGUGCCGUCAUGUCCGCCGAACAUCCGCGGGUAGUGCUCCUAUUUUCCGGCAAACGCAAAUGUGGCAAAGACUUCCUAACCGAGCGACUCCUUCAAAGGCUCGGCGACGACAGGGCGCAGAUUAUUCACAUUUCGGAACCGAUCAAACGUAGCUGGGCGGAAAAGCUCGGACUGGAUCUGAAGGAACUGCUCAGUGAUGGACCUUACAAGGAACGCUACCGUAAGGAGAUGAUCGAAUGGAGCGAUCGGAAACGGAUCGAGGACUACGGGUUCUUCUGUCGGCAGGCUUGUUUGGCGGCCAAUAGGGAGAUUUGUGUGGUCAGUGACGUCCGAAGGAAGACGGAUGUGAUUUUUUUUAGGGAGAGCUAUGGGGAUCGGGUUAGGACCGUAAGGAUCGUGGCCGAAGAUCAGACUCGGAGGGAACGAGGGUGGAAGUUCCAGGAAGGAGUUGACGAUGUCCAAUCGGAGUGCGAUUUAGACGAUGUGACGGAGUGGGAUUUGCUAGUAAGCAACGAUAGUGGGGCGGAUGUUGAAGGGAUUCUGGGCAAAAUUGAAACUUUGAUCUGA